GUUGUUGUGGUUUUUGUUGUUGUUGUUGUUGUUGUUGUGGUUUUUGUUGUUGUUGUUGUUGUGGUUGUUGUUGUUGUGGUUGUGGUUGUUGUUGUUAUGGUUGUUGGCUGGGUCGGUCCCUUCCUUCAUCAUGGUUGAUUUUGUCAUUGGGCUAGAGUCUUAGAUUUCUAGAUUAGCCCACGUUAUAAGUUUAUAAAAUGUCUGGUCUUUGUUGUAAACUCUUUGAUGUGUUAUGAAGGAAUUUUAAGGUAAAAACAAUUUCAAUUCUGCUUCGAUGUUUUGAUAAACCGAACUGGCAAGUUCAAUCCCAGGUAGGUUUUGAUAAGUUGUUUCAUUCAUCGUCGCAAUUUCCUUUCUCUUUCUAUCUCCCUCUCUCGGUCCUUUCUUUCUCCGUGUGAUUUCUUUUUGGUAAGAUUUUUCUUUCCCGAAGAUUUAAUUAGCAACCAUCUCCUUGUCCGAUGGAGGAACUACGGUUGGGUCGACUUAGUAUAGAUGACGCCAAGGCGUUGCAAGAUGAGGAGCCUGAGGCGACAAAGAUCGAAAGAAUUGCAAGGAUAAAAGCUAUUAUCGAGAACGGUGACGAAAAGUCUGACAUGCAGAUGGUCGAAUUACUGAGGCAACUUCAUGAGAUGAAAAUGACGAAGGAAAAUCUAGAGGAUACAGGGAUUGGAUUAACCAUUGGUAGGUUGCGAGCUCCGCAUCAAACAAUGGUAGUUCGGAAACUCUCUGAAUCAAUUAUCGAUGAAUGGAAAAAAAUCGUUGAUAAAUGGAUGAUAUCUCAAUCUUCUAGGAUUGCGAGCCAGCCAAGAGAGCCAACAAGCCUAGGACAACCAAGAAGCAUAGUAAGACGCAAAUGAUUGUGGGCGAGUGAAUUUCUAAAUCAAAUAACCAUCUGGAUUGAUAAAAAAACAGGCAAACAGCUCAACAACUCACCAUUUUUUUUUUAAUAACUAGAGCUUUCAUUAUAUGUGGAUGGUGGAUGGAGCUCAUAGUUUAUCCAUAUGUUGCAUGUUUUAGGGGCAAUGUGAAUGUCCAUGUUACCUGAUAUAACUUUUAUUAUUAUGACAUAUUUUUAUAGUUGUUUAUGUGUUAUAUUUGUUGCACAAUAUUCAUACCUU
Messenger RNA from Andrographis paniculata, 1118 nucleotides. RefSeq names its product probable mediator of RNA polymerase II transcription subunit 26a. The coding region runs from base 459 to 857 and encodes 132 amino acids. The transcript is spliced from 7 exons. NCBI's taxonomy places the organism in Eukaryota, Viridiplantae, Streptophyta, Magnoliopsida, Lamiales, Acanthaceae. The record is from RefSeq and is a predicted model, not a curated record. Gene Ontology annotation, cellular component: nucleus.